Tachyglossus aculeatus (Australian echidna) is the source of this 2739-nucleotide messenger RNA. Its product is annotated as basic proline-rich protein-like. NCBI's taxonomy places the organism in Eukaryota, Metazoa, Chordata, Mammalia, Monotremata, Tachyglossidae. The coding region runs from base 1 to 2739 and encodes 912 amino acids. The transcript has 5 exons. The record is from RefSeq and is a predicted model, not a curated record.
AUGGCGGCUGACCCCGCGGUGGCCCCGGGCGCCCCCUCGGUGCCCCCUCAGUGGCCCCUGGCGCCCCCUCGGUGGCCCCGGACGCCCCCUCGGUGCCCCCUGUCGCCCCCUCAGUGCCCCCUGGCGCCCCCUCGGUGCCCCCUGGCGCCCCCGCAGUGGCCCCGGACGCCCCCUCGGUGCCCCCUGUCGCCCCCUCAGUGGCCCCGGACGCCCCCUCAGUGGCCCCGGACGCCCCCUCGGUGCCCCCUGGCGCCCCCUCAGUGGCCCCUGGCGCCCCCUGGCGCCCCCGCAGUGGCCCCGGGCGCCCCCUCAGUGGCCCCUGGAGCCCCCUCGGUGCCCCCUGGCGCCCCCGCAGUGGCCCCGGACGCCCCCUCGGUGCCCCCUGUCGCCCCCUCAGUGCCCCCUGGCGCCCCCUCAGUGGCCCCGGACGCCCCCUCAGUGCCCCCUGUCGCCCCCUCAGUGGCCCCUGGAGCCCCCUCAGUGGCCCCUGUCGCCCCCUCAGUGGCCCCGGACUCCCCCUCAGUGCCCCCUGGCGCCCCCUCAGUGGACCCUGUCUCCCCCUCAGUGCCCCCUGUCGCCCCCUCGGUGCCCCCUGUCGCCCCCUCAGUGGCCCCGGACGCCCCCUCGGUGGGUCCUGUCGCCCCGUCGGUGCCCCCUGUCUCCCCCUCGGUGCCCCCCGUCGCCCCGUCAGUGGCCCCCGUCGCCCCGGCAGCGGCCCCGUCCGCCCCGUCAGCGUCCGCCGGCGUCCCCGCACUGCCCCCCGGCGGCCUCGCCGCGUCCCCGUCGGCCCCCGCGGGCCCCGUCCGGCUUCGACCUGGCGCCCGCGCUCGUGUCGUGUCGCGCCGCGGGUCGGGCCGCGGGUUGGGCCGCCGCGCCGCGCCGCGCCGCCCGGUGCCGCCACUUGGCCGAGACCGGGGUCGCCCGUGGCCACCUGCGCUGCUUCGGAGACCAGCGGGCCCGGCCGCCCCGCCCCGGGAGAGCCGGCUCCAGGCCCCGGACCGAGCCGCGCCGCUCCCCGGACCCCGGACCUCCGACCUCCAGCCCCCCGUUCUGUGGCUGCUCAGUCCCCGGGCCCCCGACGUGCUGCUCCCCGCCACCCGGCUCCCCGACGUCCGGACCCCCGGGGCUCGAACCUCCGACGCCUGGCCCUCCGAUGUCCGGACCCCCGGGGCUCGAACCUCCGACGCCUGGCCCUCCGAUGUCCGGCCCUCCAGAACCCAGGCCCCCGGCGUCCAGCCCUCCGAUGUGCGGCCCCCCAGUGUCCGAUGUUCAGACGUCCGGCCCCUCAGCCCCUGGCCCUCUGACACCGGGCCCCCCGACGUCCAGCCCUCCAAGGCCGGGCCCUCCGACGUCCAGCCCUCCAAGGCCGGGCCCUCCGACGUCCAGCCCCCCAAGGCCGGGCCCUCCGACGUCCUGCCCCCCAAGGCUGGGCCCUCCGGCGUCCAGCCCCCCAAGGCCGGGCCCUCCGACGUCCAGCCCCCCAAGGCCGGGCCCUCCGACGUCCAGACGCCCAAGGCCGGGCCCUCCGACGUCCAGCCCCCCAAGGUUGGGCCCUCCGACGUCCAGCCCCCCAAGGCCGGGCCCUCCGACGUCCAGACGCCCAAGGCCGGGCCCUCCGACGUCCAGACGCCCAAGGCCGGGCCCUCCGACGUCCUGCCCCCCAAGGCCGGGCCCUCCGACGUCAAGCCCCCCAAGGCCGGGCCCUCCGACGUCCAGCCCCCCAAGGCCGGGCCCUCCGACGUCCAGCCCCCCAAGGCCGGGCCCUCCGACGUCCAGCCCCCCAAGGCCGGGCCCUCCGACGUCCAGACGCCCAAGGCCGGGCCCUCCGACGUCCAGCCCCCCAAGGUUGGGCCCUCCGACGUCCAGCCCCCCAAGGCCGGGCCCUCCGACGUCCAGACGCCCAAGGCCGGGCCCUCCGACAUCCAGACGCCCAAGGCCGGGCCCUCCGACGUCCUGCCCCCCAAGGCCGGGCCCUCCGACGUCCAGCCCCCCAAGGCCGGGCCCUCCGACGUCCAGCCCCCCAAGGCCGGGCCCUCCGACGUCCAGCCCCCCAAGGCCGGGCCCUCCGACGUCCAGCCCCCCAAGGCCGGGCCCUCCGACGUCCAGCCCCCCAAGGUUGGGCCCUCCGACGUCCAGCCCCCCAAGGCCGGGCCCUCCGACAUCCAGACGCCCAAGCCUCCCAGUGCUCGGCCCUUCGACGUCCAUCCUCCUAGUGCCCGGCCUUCUGACGUCCAGUCCCACAGCCCCCAGGUCCCCAAUGGCCAGAGCUCUAACGUCUGUUCCCCCGACACCCAGCCCUUCGACAUCGGGUCUCCUGACAUUCAGUCCCUCUGCUAUGCUGGCAUUGAGGAACGGGAACCUCAAGUUGGCUCCUUGGCCUCGCCUUCUCCAGCUGCCAGUGUUCAUCAGGAACCCCAGACCCAGGUUGUGGAGUUGCUGAGUCAAGUGAGAGGACUUUCCUGGGCCAUCUUGGAACUGUUACGAAAGAACGAACGGCUCCUGGAAGCCGUUCGCGGCGUCACUGAGGAUAUCAGGUCGCUGGAAGAUUUCCCCUCCCCGCCACCCCCACCGGGAAGUGUGGGAGAUCCAGGAGUCCUUUACUCCUUAUUUCCUGCAGCUGUCCUCUGCCUUCGGCAUGGCUAUAAGGCAGCGCAGUUGUCAAGGACAAAGGCAGAGAAUGAGUCCCAGAUCCCAGGGGCUCCAGUACCAGAUCCCAGGAUUUGCCAGAGGGAGGCCUAA